GCUCAUAGCCAUUUUGGCCCAGACCCGUUGAUUCCCGCUGUCGUAACAGCCGCAGUGCCGAGUACGGGCUGCCUGCGUCCCAUCGCUGCGCCAGAACGGCUCCUUUCGCUGGACCUCCGUGAACACCAUGGAGGUCUCUCUGCUUUCGAACCGCGGCAUCGGGAGCGACAUGGUCCUGUCCAUCCGCGCAGGCACCACUCGCAGACAGGCGCCCAUCUCCUCCGCGCGCCCCUUCCGGUUCCCGAAGUUUCCCAGCCAGGAGACCCCGCUAAAGAUCGACGUCCUGAGGCAGGUGGCCACCGCCUACGUCGUGCAGAAGCCCGGGGGGGACCAGCAGUACAAGGUGGAGUUCGGCGGCGACGGCCUCGCCGGGGCCUGCCUCGAGCUCGGCAUCGGCAGGGUGGCGGAGGGCGCGGGGGCCCCGCCGGCGGCGGACGGCGAGGAGGCGGACGAGCGGGAGCUCACGGCGGGCGCCCGGUGCGCCAAGGAAGGCGCGGCUGCGGAUACUUGGAGGGCCACCAGCUGCUUCCGUUCGUGCAGGCCGUCCUGCAGACCGUGAUCAAGGAGAAGCCGCCGGACCCCUUCGAGUACAUGGCCAAGCGCUUCACGAACGGCUACGGGCUCGCCGACGCCAGGAAGCCCAAAACGCCGGCGAAGCAGCAGCCCGAGGCCGCUCUGGAGGCCCCAGCGGCUCCAGAGGCC
Molecule: messenger RNA, 702 nt
Organism: Prorocentrum cordatum
Lineage: Eukaryota; Dinophyceae; Prorocentrales; Prorocentraceae
Source: the annotation of a GenBank genome assembly